Molecule: messenger RNA, 2905 nt
Organism: Adelges cooleyi (spruce gall adelgid)
Lineage: Eukaryota; Metazoa; Arthropoda; Insecta; Hemiptera; Adelgidae
Gene: kuz
Product: disintegrin and metalloproteinase domain-containing protein 10
Exons: 16
Coding region: 225-2762 (845 amino acids)
Biological process (GO): Notch signaling pathway; membrane protein ectodomain proteolysis
Cellular component (GO): plasma membrane
Molecular function (GO): metalloendopeptidase activity
Source: RefSeq, a predicted model, not a curated record
CCUCAAAUGAAAAACAAAAGAAUAUUUUCCGGAUUCCGAAAGAUUUAUCAUAAUGGAAAUUCGGAAAAUUAUUUUGUUAAAAUUUUUUCAUUGACGUUUUUUGUUACUGGUAAAGAAAAUCCAAUAGUGUGAAUUGUUAAUAAAUUAUUGACUAGUUUUUAAAUGUGACAAAUACCUAUCCAAAUUUUUAUGCCUGUGAUCAAUUUUUUUAUAUCAUUUGUAGUAUGUAUACCUUUUGCUCGACGGUUGUUACGCUCCUUAUAAUUAUCAACAAUAUUCAAGGCAAGCGUCUCAAUCCGUACGUAGCCCACUACGAGUCUGUUGAAUAUGAUUCUGAACACUUGGCUUCCAGCCACAAUAGGGCCAAGCGAUCAGUGACUAGUGCAGAUAGUAAUGUGCAUGUCGCUUUUAGGGCAUAUGGUCAUCAUUUCCAAAUUCGACUGCGUCGUGAUUUAAGUACAUUUUCGAACUCCAUUGAGAUAUUGGACAGUAGUGGUAAUCAAUUACACCCAGAUGAUGCGGACACUUCACAUAUCUACCAUGGUCAUAUUAUUGAUGAAGCCAAUAGUGCUGUGUUUGGAUCUAUUACUGAUGGAGUAUUUGAAGGAAAAAUAAUAUCGCCUAAAAAAGGGAUCUAUUAUAUAGAAAAAUCUAGACGAUACAUGCAACCACACGGUCUCCUUAAAAAUAAUUCAGAUUUUCAUUCUAUAAUUUAUAAAGAAAAUAAUGUUGAAAAUCCAUACCAUAAUUCUACUAGUCAUUUUAGUGGUUGUGGGGUCACUGAAUUUGUUAAGCACAAUAUGGAAAAAAUUCAAUACUCAGGUGAUCAAUGGAAUAUUCAACCAUCAGAUGAAGAAAGACCAGCUUACAAAUAUUCUCGCCAGGCAGCAUCUGAAAGACAUCAGGGACCUGUCAGAACAAAACGUGCAACUAAACCUAAGGAAGAACGAAACACAUGCUCAUUAUUUAUUCAAACUGAUCCUUUAUUGUGGAAACAUAUUAAAGAACAAGUUGGUUAUGAUAAAACAAAAACAAGAGAAGAAAUCUUAUCAUUAAUAGCACACCAUGUCACAGCUGUUAAUUAUAUAUAUAGAGAUACUAAGUUUGAUGGACGUAUAGAACAUAGAAACAUUAAAUUUGAAGUUCAAAGAAUCAAAAUUGAUGAAGAUGAACCUUGUGAUCAUAAAUGGACUGGUGAACCAAAUCCAUUUUGCAUGGAAAACAUUGAUGUUAGUAACUUUCUAAAUUUGCACUCAUUAGGAAAUCAUGAAGAUUUUUGUCUUGCAUAUGUAUUUACGUAUAGAGACUUUACUGGAGGUACACUGGGUCUUGCUUGGGUAGCAAGUGCAUCUGGUGCAUCUGGUGGAAUUUGUGAAAAAUAUAAGACAUAUACAGAGACUGUUGGAGGCUUAUAUCAAUCAACUAAGCGUAGUUUAAAUACUGGAAUUAUAACAUUUGUUAAUUACAAUAGUAGAGUACCUCCUAAAGUUUCUCAGUUGACUUUAGCCCAUGAGAUUGGUCAUAAUUUUGGGUCACCUCAUGACUACCCAUCGGAAUGCCGACCAGGUGGUCUGAAUGGUAAUUAUAUCAUGUUUGCAUCAGCUACCAGUGGUGAUCGUCCAAAUAACAGCAAAUUUUCUUCAUGUAGUAUAGCCAACAUCAGUAGCGUAUUAGAUGCUAUACAAGAUAACAAAAAAAGAAAUUGUUUUAAAGCCAGUGAAGGAGCAUUUUGUGGAAACAAAAUUGUUGAAGAUGGUGAAGAGUGUGAUUGUGGGUAUGACGAUGAAGAAUGCGAUGAUAAAUGUUGCUAUCCUAGACAAGUUGCUGAUCGAGAAAGAUUUCGUAAUGUCUCGGCCAAAGGAUGUGCUCGUCGAGCUCAAACUGAGUGCAGCCCCUCCCAGGGACCAUGUUGUUAUGCUGAUACUUGUCGAUUUAUACCAUCCAGUCGAUCAGUCAUGUGUCGUGGUGAAGGUGACUGUAGUUGGAAUUCUUUUUGUGAUGGUACAACACCAGAAUGUCCUGUACCACCUCCUAAACCUAACAAAACACGUUGUAAUGAAGGAACUCAACUUUGCAUAAAUGGAGAAUGCACUGGAUCUAUCUGUCUGGAAUGGGGAUUGAAUGAAUGUUUUUUGACGUCACAAAUAAUACCAAAUAUUGACAAGCGUAAGUUAUGUGAACUAGCUUGUAUGAACGGUACAGAUUCACAGACUUGCAGGUCAACUAGUGAAUUUGCUGCCGCAGUCAAUUUACCUCCUGGAGGUAUUAGUCUCAGACCAGGAUCGCCUUGUGAUAACUUUCAGGGUUAUUGUGAUGUAUUUUAUAAAUGUCGAGCAGUAGAUGCCGAGGGACCAUUAGCACGAUUAAAAAAUAUGCUUCUCAAUAAGCAAACAUUACAAACCCUUCAACAAUGGGCCUUAGAAAAUUGGUGGGCUUGUAUGUUACUGGGUGUAGCAUUUGUUAUCAUAAUGGGAAUAUUUAUUAAAUGUUGUGCGGUGCACACACCUUCAUCGAAUCCGAAGAAACCUCCUGCAAGGAGAAUUAGUGAAACUCUUAGACGGCCAAUUACAACACUGCGUCGAAUGCGCCACCAACCUCAACAAUACGUUUCACAGCAUAGAUCAAGCAGAGUACCAGCUCAUGGAUAUGGUGAGGGAAGAGGCCAUUAUUAUGCUCCAAGAGCUUCUGCACCACCUGCACAUGGUCAAUCAGAUCGUCGUAAUGCGUUUCCAAUGAGGCACCAGCCACAACAUAAAGUGUGAUAAUGUCAAAAUAAAUUUGACGACCUUAAACCAAAGUUGAUAAUGUCGGUCCGACUAUAAUCGGGUACUCGUAUCAUCAUGGUAGGAACCUAAUAAAUUGAUUUAUGUAUUCAUUUUAAUGUACAUAGCCGAAUCGAACCAAA